AUGUCGAUGUCAUCUGGGACUAAUAAAUCAAAAUUAGAACAUGUCUUGACAACAAGACUAAAAUGUGAUGCUGAGGGUGAUCCUAUUGAUCAGAAUGCACUUCCACCACCCCAAACUGACACUUCGCCAGACGAUUGGACCCCAUAUGAAAGCCAUAUCGCAUUUGAAAUGGCCAAAUUUCUUUUCUUGCAGAAUCAAACAUCUGCAAAGCAAAUCGACACUCUUCUCAACUUGUGGGCAGCAUCAUUGAUCAAGCAUAAUGACACUCCACCAUUCACAGAUCAUCAUGACUUAUACAACACUAUCGAUGCAACACCACUUGGUGAUAUUCCAUGGGAGACAUUCUCCAUGUCCUACAGUGGUGCCAAACCACUGCACGACAUACCACCAUGGAUGGAGGCAACUUAUGAUGUUUGGUUUUGGGACCCUCACCUCCUUUCGCAUGACAUGCUUGGGAACCCCAAUUUUGACGGGGAAAUGGAAUAUGUCCCACAUCAGGACUACAGCACAGAAGAUACCCGAUGCUUCAAGAACUUUUUUUCUGGCGACUGGGCAUGGGGCCAAGCAGAUAUUAUUGCUCAAAAUGAAGUGAAUCAUGGAUCAACUUUUGUGCCGCUAAUCAUCAGUAGCGACAAGACAACAGUUUUGGUAGCCACAGGACAUACCAAAUAUCACCCACUCUAUAUGUCCAUAGGCAACAUCUUCAAUAGUACACAACAUGCACAUUGUAAUGGUGUAGUUUUGGUGGGUUUUCUUGCCAUCCCCAAAACUACAAAGGAACAUGCUGGUGAUACAGCUUACCAUGACUUUCAACAACAGAUGUUUCAUUGUUCCCUUGCCAAAAUCUUUGAGGCCAUCAAACCUUACAUGGACACCCCUGAUGUUGCUCGCUUCCCUGAUGGACAUUUUCGCAGGGUCAUAUAUGGACUGGGUCCCUACAUUGCUGACUAUCCAGAGCAGGUACUGCUGUCUGGGGUAGUCCAGGGAUGGUGUCUGAAGUGCCUUGCUGACCAGAGAGACUUAGAUGGUGAUGGACCGUGCUUGCGCCGGUGCAAAAAACACAGAGAGCUUCUCAUUGAAGAGCUCAAGUAUGGAAAGCUAUGGGAGGAAUAUGGUAUUGUCAGUGAUGUUGUGCCCUUUACAAAUGACUACCCUCAAGCUGAUAUUCAUGAAUUGAUUUCACCAGACAUUCUCCACCAAAUUAUUAAAGGUGCUUUUAAAGAUCAUCUGGUGGAUUGGGUUGAAUCUUACCUCAAGAUCACACAUGAAGGAUGCGGAUUUAAACAAUGGACUGGCAAUGAUUCAAAGGCAUUGAUGAAGGUCUACCUUCCUGCUAUCAGGGGGCAUGUCCCUGAUGAUAUAGUACACACCUUCAGUACUUUCCUGGACUUUGCUACAUUGUUUGAUGACGCACUUGAUCAGUUCCACAGAUACCAGGAAAUCUUCAAGACAACUGGUGUCACCCUGUCUUUCUCCCUGCCAUGCCAGCACUCAUUAAACCACUAUUUAUUUCUUAUCUGGCAAUUUGGGGCCCCCAAUGGGCUUUGCUCUUCAAUUACAGAGUCAAAACAUAUUAAGGCCAUCAAGGAGCCUUGGCGCCGCUCAAGCUGGUUCAAAGUAUGUGGAAUGUUGAAGGGCUCAUGUCUGUCUAUUGAGGGUGAAGUCAGUGAAAUGGUCGAUGGACCUGCAGUAGAGGCACAUGUUGACCUUGCAGCAACACCUUGCUGUAAAUGUGAUGUCCAUGCACUUGGUGACGAACUUGAGCUCCCCAAUUUUCAGCAACUGAUCCAGGAAUUUAUUCAUGACCAAGCUCACACUGCCAACCCCAACCCUCCUGUAUUUGACCCUGCAUCAGCACCAUUAUUCUUGGGGAAAGUCUCAAUUUUCAAUUCCGCAGCCGCCUCAUUCUAUGCACCUAGUGAUCUUAGCAGCACUGGAGACAUUUCCAUCAUUCAUAUUGAUUGCAUUUUCCAUGCAGUGCAUCUUAUUCCAGUAUAUGGCUCAAACAUUUUACCUUCUGCGAUUACUUCACAUGAUUCUUAUGAUGUCUUUCACUCUUAUUUUGUCAACAAGUAUGCUGAUCACCACGCAUUCAAGAUUGCAUAA
Suillus paluster is the source of this 2106-nucleotide messenger RNA. RefSeq lists its product as uncharacterized. The coding region runs from base 1 to 2106 and encodes 701 amino acids. Lineage: Eukaryota; Fungi; Basidiomycota; Agaricomycetes; Boletales; Suillaceae. The transcript has 13 exons. The record is from RefSeq and is a predicted model, not a curated record.